GUGAAUUCUUUAAACCCAACUUAGAUUUUAAUGAAUACUUUUUGCACUUGCAGGAGAAUUACAGGUACAAAGAAGAAAAUAUGUCCAGAGGAAAACGAAGCUGAUGACAACCGAGAUGAUGAUGAGACUGAACGUGAUGGUGGAUGCAGUGAUGCUGAUCAUGCAAAGCAGGAAGAGAUAGAAAGCCUUAAGAAACAAAUGGAUGUUUUGAGGAAGAAGUUGAAGGAUGCUGAGGAAGAAAACGUUCAACUUAAGGAAAAGCUGAAGAAAACAGAAGAUGAAGUGAAACUCGUGAAGAACAUGAAGAGAAAAACUGAUGCUUCUGAUGGUAAUCAGAAAAAAAACAACUCAAAAGGCGAGUUUGCGGUCGGCCAAAAGGUGUGGGCUUUAUACACGGAUGAAAAAUCAUACCCUGCAAAAAUUAUUGCCUGCAAUGGAGAAAGUUACAAAGUGAUGUUCUUUGAAGACAAGAUUCAACAUGAGGUUGAACUUAAUGGGCUUCGACCAUUUGGAAAACAACUUGAUUGAACAAAAUUAUUUCUGAAAAUUUGUUAAUAGUUUGUAAAUUUACAAAGUGUUGGAAUAACCAAAGUUGUGCUUUUAAUUUACGAAUUAUGGAUUUGUUAAGAACCUUUGAAUUUAUCAAGUUUUACUGGUUUUUUUUAAUUGUGCCUAAAUUUACGAAGUAUGGUUUUGUUAAAAAUCUAUGAAUUUACUAAGUAUUUCUGAAAUUGUUUAAUAAUGCGUCAAUAUACGAAGUAUGGUUUUGUUAAGAACCUUUGUAUUUACCAAGAUUUCUGAAAAAAUUUAAUAGUGCGAAGUAUGUUUUUGUUCAAAAUCUUUACCAAGUAUUUCU
Molecule: messenger RNA, 856 nt
Organism: Dreissena polymorpha
Lineage: Eukaryota; Metazoa; Mollusca; Bivalvia; Myida; Dreissenidae
Exons: 6
Coding region: 31-528 (165 amino acids)
Source: RefSeq, a predicted model, not a curated record